Molecule: messenger RNA, 739 nt
Organism: Agrilus planipennis (emerald ash borer)
Lineage: Eukaryota; Metazoa; Arthropoda; Insecta; Coleoptera; Buprestidae
Product: brachyurin-like
Exons: 4
Biological process (GO): proteolysis
Molecular function (GO): serine-type endopeptidase activity
Source: RefSeq, a predicted model, not a curated record
GUUGCCGUGAACCUUAUUUUCGAUUAUUUCCAAAGUAUCUGUGGAGGAUCUCUUAUUACCCAAAGAUACGUGUUAACAGCUGCGCAUUGUUUGUACGAAGGAGUCAUAUCGUUGGAAGUAUUACUGGGGAAGCAUAACAUUCGACAAAAUGAAACUACCCAACAACGCAUUCCAACCUCCAAUUUCACAAUGCAUGAAGAGUUUAACAAUGAUACAUUAGAGAACGAUUUAGCCAUGGUUUAUCUUCCAACACCAGCUAUUCUCAAUCAGUACGUUCGCCCGAUUGCACUGCCCAGUAGAGCUGACGCUUCGAAUAGUUUUGUGGGAUACGAAGCUAUAGCAAGUGGUUGGGGAUACGAUUCUGAUAAUGCUACCGCUGUCAGUAACGUGUUGCGAUAUGUGAAUGUUUCUAUUAUAGCAAACGAUGUUUGUAAUAUUACGUUCGCUGAGUACAUCACAGACUCAGUUAUUUGUUCAGGAGGAACGGGUAAGAAAGGACUUUGCUAUGGAGAUUCAGGCGGACCUCUUGUCGUCAAUGGAAAAUUGGUAGGUGUAUCUUCAUUUAUAGGUUAUAAUACCUGUGAAGCUGGCGAUCCAAGCGUCUUUACAAGGGUAACAUCAUUUUUAGACUGGAUUGCAGCACACAGUGAUGCUGUUAUUUCAUAAACAUUCCCUAAAUGAUUGAUUUGUGCACUGAAGCAAAUAUUACAAAUAAACAUUAAAGAAUUGAAUUAUUGAA